CUUUCCCAACCGACAGCCCGCGGGUCGAGUUUGCGGAUGUCGCACAACCUUCGGCGGCAUGCCAAGCCCAAACCUGUGAGCGGCCUUGGUGACGCGUCGUUUCAACUGCACACGACUCAGCAGACACCAGACCGCCAUCCUCCUUCGAAUCAUGACGACGACCAGUCAGGUUUCGACAUCAAGCAGUUUCUCAUGGAUCAAAAAGCCACGCAGCCGUUUCACGAUAGCGCCUUGUUUCGAUCGUCGGCGUCUGCAGGUCGUGGCAUCUUGAAUACUAAUGGACAAGACGGCGGCACCAACCAACCCUAUCCUUUGCGAAGUUCUGGCAGUACGUUGCUGAAGAAGAAACAACUGCCUCGCAUGGACCAGCCUCCUCCUGCUGCUGCCUCCUUGGGCAAAGGCACGUCCUCGAUGCCGACGUUAAAUGCCGCGGGAAGUCUGUCCACGAAUACCCCUCCGUCCACCAAAAAGUUGCCCCCCCAAGAGGAAGUCACGUCAUCAUCUGGGUAUCGUCUGUACGCGAUGGAAAACAUGGCCGACUGCUCUCUCCACGCGUCUCGCUCCCACAACCACACGUGGCAAACCCUUCGAACUAGCGAUCUUCGUUCCGAAUGCCCAUGCAAGCGAAGCGAUGUGCUGGAUUUAGUCGCUUGCUUUGAUGCGGCUAUGAGUUAUUCCGGGGGCAAAGACAAUUGGGAAGGGGACCGCAAAACCGCGCUCAUCGACCGCGACUACAUGGCUGUCCAAGCCAACGUCGUCGCGUUGUACCGUCCUGCGACUGACGUGACGAAACGGUUGCUCACGUCGAUCGUGUUUGAACAAAAAUGGAGCGACAUCGUGCUGGGGGAACUCGAGGGGAUGUUGCUCGUGUCAUUCUUCGAGCAAGGCAACUUGCUCCGCAACGUUCGUAUCCAGUACGCGACGGCGUUUUACCGAUUGGAAACGCACUACACGGCGUGCGAGGCGGAGAAAAAGCGAGCACUGGACGAGGCCACGCAAUGCCGAGCUGCGUUGACUCAACAAGCGACGGCACAUGUCACGGGCAUGGCGUCGCUUCGUCAAGAGUACGAGACGGUGAUCGCUGCGUUGAAAGACCAGAUGGAGCACGAGCGUGCGGAAGCUGAUCGCAAGUUGUUUGAUGCCAAGGAGCAAAUCGCUAAAAUGAGCGAAACCAUGAAGACGUUGAACGCGAUCUUCAAGCAAAUGCGCGAAGACUCGGACAAAGUGCGCGCCGUGGAACUAAAAGAAACCAACGAAAAGCUCGAACGAAAAUGCUCGGCCUUGGACGACGAGGCCAAGUUGCUGCGCCCACUGGUGGCUCAAAAUCGAAAUUUUCAGGCUGCUCUCGAAUCGCAAGCUGCCGAAAUGGAAGCGGCAUCGACGCGAUUGCAAGAACUCGUGGCGUCGGUGGAAGACAAGGACCGGAUCAUUGAAAACCUAUUGCAUCGACAAGAACAACUGCUAGUCAAGCAAGAUAUGAUGGUUGACCAGCAGCGGACAAAAGGAUCCGGUGGGAACGACGCGGGGGGAGCCGAAGCAUCCCACGACGACGGAGCAAAUCCACCCGACGCGUCUCACUUGUGUACCCGGUGUCAAAUGUCGCUGUUGGACGACACAUCUGGCAACGGGGGAGGUGGAAACAACAAUUACGUGGGUGUUGCCACUGGCGGCGGCAGUUGCAGCGUAGGGGCUCAGCCAAUUCCGCUCGCCCGACGGCGAGAUGGCAAGCGCGUGCAGUGCUUAGCCUACCGCAUCCUUCUCCCGAACCUCCAAGGCCGACGCCCCACCAAGGACGUGUCGUGGACACUCGGCUGUAUGCGCGCCAUCUUGUACGCCAAGCAGCUGGACGAUGCCAUUUGCUUUCACAUGGGGCUUCCCAUUCGUCUCCGCAUGGCCGAGUUCGUCUACGCGUGGUUUGCUCCCGUCGACAACCCAGACCUCCCCAGCGAUCAGCGGGACGCCGUAUACGCCCAAGCGGACGAAGCGAGGUGGAGCUUGUACUACGGCGCCAAGCUCCUGUCUCGAGACUCGACGGAGGCCAAGGUAUUCUUGUCCUUUUUGGACGAAAAGUACGGCGACGACGAGCUUGUGUUUGGGCUGUUUUGCAUGCGUGUGUUGGACUGCCUCGCGGGGGGUGAGUUAGACUGGAGUCCCCUUCGGCACUCCAUGUCGUACCCCCUCUUCAACGAUGAAUGGGCCGCCCAUUUCAACUUUACGGGCGAAUCCAUUCAAGUGCCUAAAGUCGUAUGGAUCACACUGCAUCAUGCGUCCCUAGCUACGGCCAUCGUGCUCGCCAAGGCCACAGCGGACGAGCGCGACGCGUUCGACUCAAACAUGAAGGCGAUGGCGACGCUAUCGCUCCCGCCGUCCGACCGGCCGACCCGCGUCGUGUCGUUUGAUGGAAAGAACGACGGGCCCAUGUUGGAUGCGUUCCAGUGGCUCAACCUGAUGCUCCAAGAAUAUCGAGAAGAGCAAGCGCAGCGACGGGCGGCAAUUCGCCUGAUGUUUCAAACGGCCACGACCAACAGCAACAGCACCACACAAACGACGUCAUCGUCCACGGACGACUUGAUGGCGUCGGGCAGCGCCAACGCCGAAAUGGACAUGGAACAGUUCCGGGCUAUGGUUGUGGCACUCAACAGCGACGUGACUGCGGGCACGAUCGCCACGUUUUACCGCGCGUCGUACGAGCGAGGCGAUGGGCACGUGACUUACGAUGCAUUCAUGGCCACCGCGGAGGCGCUGCACUUCUUCACGUCGUGCAUGCGGCUGCCGUCCCCCAACGUCCUCGCGACCACUCAUGUGGAUACAAGUGGCGGCGGCGGCAUCAACGCGCCCCACGCCCGGCUCGGGUCCUUAGUUGCCAAACACUUUACGCUAUACGAAGCCGAGUGCAAACUCAACUUGCAGACGUCCCCCCCGUUGACACAGUCCCUCGCCAAAGCAGCGUUGGAAGAGCUUCGAGUGGUGCUGCGUGAAGGCCGCGGGUCGUCGAUCGAUGGUUUCCGUGCCCUGGCAGCGUACCAGCGCCUCUUGGCCCUUCAAACCCACGACCGCAUGGUGCGUACGGAACACGCCAGCUCCGCCAUCACGUCCAUGGUGGCGUACCGUCUCGACAAGGAGCUGUACAGUGCCAUGGAUUGCGUGCGCAUCGAUCAUUCCAAGCGUUCGGGGGCCGAGGUGCUGCUGGAUUCGAUUCGCCGCAAGAUGUCGGUACAUCGCCUGCAGCGCGCGUUCCGGGCGCGGCUGCUCCGGGACCAAGGGGUGCCCCUCAACAUGCGACAGCUCAUGCACGGCGGGUACGGCAACGGUAGGACCAACUACCGCGACCGCCGCGCGAUCCGACCGACCAAAUGGCUCGUGGUUGUGAUCGCCGACUUGGUGCGGUCCAAAAUGCAAGCGGACGCGGUUCCGUCGGCAAAUCCGAGCCGCAUCUUUGUCGAACACAUUUACGACCACAUGACAUUGCACUUUGGGUCAAGAUGGGAAGCGGAAAAAACGAUCCACGAUAUAUUUGUCAACACGCGGUCACUCGUGGCCACCCAUCCUCGGAUCCUGUUGUUUUCACAGUUGUGUGGUAUGGGUGCGUCCGGCGAAGACAAAAUCUAUGGGUCCCCCCAAGCGUUUGCGUUUGUGACGAUGGUGCUGCACUGCGGCCACCACCGGUUUCCAAUUCUACACCCCAACGCUGGUGACUCGAGUGAUUACUGUCGCCACGACGACGCACUGGCCAUCAUCGAUGUAUUCUUUUCGUCGACGGGGAGCGAGAAAAAAGAGCGCAUGGUGAGUCGAUUGCGUGAACUCGAGCGCCAAAGCCCCAAGCCCAAAACAUCCGACGCCGACAUGUUGCUGCUGCUGUUGCUGGAAGAAUGGCGGCACUACAUGCUGGACCGCAUGAACCAGAUCAAAGUCGUGUGCUGCUCCGACUCAAACUUGAUGGCUAUCGAAGGCUACUUGAGCCUGGACAACGUCAUCGCCAUCUUUCGGCGCACGGGUAUCGACAUCUCCGAGCUCGAAGUCGCCCAAGUGUUUCGGCAGGUCGUGCAGUCCAACUACUCGAGUUUGUCGUUGAUGGAACGUCUCGUCAAGUUUGUAUUUCCGAUCCUUUGUCAUGGUAAGCGGGGGGUCUUCUAAUUUAUUAUUUCGACGAGCUUAAAAUCGAACUUUGGACGAUAUAUAUAUAUAUAUAUCACGUGGACAACAGAAAUCACAGCGACCGAGGUCCAUGACGUGGCAACGCCGCACACGAACGACCAAAUUUACCUGCUCUUGUCCUUCUGGGAGCCGUAUGAAGCCACGUGUGCACAAGUCGUGGGCGACCUGCGGGCGCUUGGAACCAAGAAUGACAUGGACGCGGCCAUGUCCAAUGUGGACGUCGACCGACGCCGCAACUCGCUCAGCCGCGCGGCGUCGGUCAACUCGAAGCUGCGCGCGGCCAACAUCACAGCGGCGGAUGCAGUCAAGUUUGAGGAUAAGUUCAAGGCACUGAGUGACAAGAUGCGAUCGUUGGCAAGUCACCACGCUGCAUCCAUCAAUAAGAAUGGUACCACCAUGGACAUCAGCAAUAGCAGCAGUAGUAGUCCUGAACGAGGGGGCGAUGCCGACGAUGACGACAGCGACGACGGGGGAGCUGCUGCUGCGGCUGCGAUUUGGGCAGAGGACGUCGCCGAGACGGCCAAACAGUUUCGCAAGUUCCUCACCGAAUGCACGAGACUGCGCGCGUUGGCCAAGAUCGAAGUCGGCCCAAUCCCAGACAAAUGGCAUGUGGAUGUGGUCGCUGCGUCGACUUCAUAACGAAUUGAUAUCUCUAUUAAUAUUAAUGUAGUGGAUGACUGCCAAAUAUCUCGCAAA
Messenger RNA from Aphanomyces astaci, 4851 nucleotides. RefSeq lists its product as hypothetical. The transcript is spliced from 21 exons. Bases 37 to 4134 code for a protein of 1365 amino acids. Lineage: Eukaryota; Oomycota; Saprolegniomycetes; Saprolegniales; Verrucalvaceae. The record is from RefSeq and is a predicted model, not a curated record.